This is a messenger RNA of Phytophthora infestans T30-4, 3321 nucleotides long. RefSeq lists its product as uncharacterized. The record is from RefSeq and is a predicted model, not a curated record. NCBI's taxonomy places the organism in Eukaryota, Oomycota, Peronosporomycetes, Peronosporales, Peronosporaceae. The transcript has 4 exons. The coding region runs from base 180 to 3221 and encodes 1013 amino acids.
CGCAAGUACUCGCCCACCCACGCACUCGAUUCCUUUCGCUCUCUGCGCGCGCUCUUGUCUGAUCGCGACGAGGAUCCAGUGAUCGGACUUGGAAGCGUUUUGCGUUCGGGUCUUAGCAUUGACACAUUGAAACGAUGCGUCGUGUAUUGGUUCGCGUGAUCACGGCGGCCUGCCUUGUGAUGGCGGCGGUGCACGCACAGGAGAGCAGCGCGAGUGGCAGCGGUAGUCUCGACGGCGUUGUGGGGAUUGAAACAGUGCAGCAGGAGCAGCAACAGCAGCAGCAGCAGCAGCAGCAGGAACAGACCACUACAGCUCCCGCUACGACCGCGCCGAGCACCAGCUUUAACAGCCCGUCGCUCGGACUUGGCUCAUUGCUGUCGAACACUGUGACUGGCACGGUGGACUCGGCCACAGACGUCGUGGAUCAGGUGACAGACACGACCGCGUCGACGGUACAGGACGUAACGAGCACGGUCGGCACGACCGUGAACGGCGUGACCAAAACGACCGGCUCAGUCGUGAACUCAGCCACUUCGACAGUGGGCGAUGUGGCUCAGACAGCGGCGUCCACAGUGGACGACGUGGCCCAGACGGCGCCUUCGACUGUGGACAGCGUGACGAAGACAGCGACGUCGACUGUGGGCGACGUGACUAAGACGGCGGCGUCGACGGUGGAUGACGUGGUCCAGACGGCCGGAUCGACGCUCGAUGGGGUAACGCAGACGGUGGACUUUACGGUGGACACUGCGGGCUCUACGCUCGACAGCGUGGCGGACCAGUUGGGUUUUACUCUCGACGAUGUGACUCAAACGACAGUGGGCUCUACCUUGGACGACGCGACGGAUACCGUGGGUUCUACUUUGGAUGACGUUACGAAUACUGUGGGCUCUACCUUGGACGAUGUGGUAUACACCGUCGGUUCUGAGCUGGACGAUGUGAUUGACACGGCCGAGUCGGCGCUAGACGAUGUUACGCAGACUGCUGGGUCGACAGUCAAUGGCGUCAAGAAGACGGUCGGAUCGACAGUUAAUGGCGUCACGCAGACUGUUGGCUCGACGGUAAAUGGAGUCACGAAUACCGUGGAUGAUGUGGUGGACACAGUGGCCCCUGUUGUGCACAAGGUGGUCAACACGGCCGGCUCUACGGUCAAAACAUUGGCCAACACCACGUCGAAUGUCGCUAAGACGGUGGCUCCCGUCAUUGAUACUAUUGCUAACACUGCGGGAUCAACGACACUGGCUCCUGCUGUGAACAAGGUGACCAACACGGUGGCCGACACGGCCGACUCGACGGUGAAUACCGUGACCGACACACUAAAGACGGUGACCCCAGUCGUCAACAAGGUCACCAACACUGUGGCCGACACAACCAGUUAUGCAGUGAAUACUGCGUCCAACGUCGUGAAGACGGUGACCCCGGCUGUUAAAAAGAUACCUAACACGGUGGCCGACACGGCCGACUCGACGACGGUGACCCGGGCUGUUAAAAAGAUACCUAACACUGUGGCCAACACGGUCGACUCGACGGUAAAUACCGUGACCAACACAUUGACCCCAGUCGUCAACAAGGUCAUUAACACUGUGGCCGACACAGCCAGUUAUGCAGUGAAUACUGCGUCGAACGUCGUGAAGACGGUGACCCCGGCUGUUAAAAAGAUACCUAACACGGUGGCCGACACGGCCGACUCGACGGUGAAUACCGUGACCGACACACUUAAGACGGUGACCCCAGUCGUCAACAAGGUCAUUAACACUGUGGCCGACACAGCCAGUUAUGCAGUGAAUACUGCGUCCAACGUCGUGAAGACGGUGUCCCCGGCUGCUAAAAAGAUACCUAACACGGUGGCCGACACGGCCGACUCGACGGUGAAUACCGUGACCGACACACUUAAGACGGUGACCCCAGUCGUCAACAAGGUCAUUAACACUGUGGCCGACACAGCCAGUUAUGCAGUGAAUACUGCGUCCAACGUCGUGAAGACGGUGACCCCGGCUGUUAAAAAGAUACCUAACACGGUGGCCGACACGGCCGACUCGACGGUGAAUACCGUGACCAACACGGUCGACUCGACGGUGAAUACCGUGACCAACACGGCCAAUACGGUGGCACCCGUAGUGCAGACUGUGGCCAAGACGGCAACGAAUGUGGUUACCCCUACAGCGACCUUGGCCACGGACGCGGUCACCCAGACGGUGGGCAGUACGACGCUCGUGACGGCGGGACUUCCGUCUGCGACGAGUCCUCCAGCCAGAACUGCACGUCCUACCACUGCACCUCCCACGACUGCGUUCACGAAGACUGGCACUACUAAGACUGGCACUACCAAGACCACAACGCAGCAGAGUCCGUCGUCGCAGAAGGAGGACGAGAAGACCCCAUCGACCCCACACAUUGUGACUCUGACGGCUAAGGACUCGUCCGACUCAAAGACCGAGACCAGCGCGGACCAGACCGACUCGGACUCUAGCAAGCCCAACUCUAAGAACAAGAAGAACACGUCAGCCGGCGACGAGUCUGACAGUAGUGAUGACUCGGUGUUUGUCCCCAAGUCUUCGAAUUCAUCGUCCUCGUCGACCGACGUAGCGGACGUGACCAAGAAGCCUUCGACUAAGAAGCCUACCAAAACUAAGCAACCUUUUACUUCUUCUUCCUCUAAUGCCGACGACAGUGCCUCUGACUCGGGUUCUGGCUCGGAGGAGGUCGGUAUUCCUGACGACUCGGCUUCUACUGCAGAAGGUUCGACGUCUAUGUCGGGAUCCAUGGAAGGUCCAGAAGUGGGCGAUGUGUCUACUCCCGAGCCUAACAAGACGACGCUACGUCCUGAACCUGCUCCUGCUACUGCGGCCCCCGCUCCGGCUGCACCGGCGGCUACGCCCGCCCCGCCGGCUGCGGAAUCAACGUUUGGGAGCGGCAGUCUAACGAGCCAGGAAGCUCAAGCCAAGCGCGCGGAAGACGUGUCCGGUAAGAGCGACACAGGCACAUCGGCCUUGUUGGCGGUGGUCGCCGCGGCCGGUUGCGCGGCCGUUGUCGCCAUCUUCGCGUACGUGAAGAAGCAGAACCACGAGACGGAGGGUACAGGCCCCGACGGCUCUCGCAGCUCUGCCACCACGGCGGACGGCGUACGCCCAUCAGAAGACAGCGUGUACAACGACCCGUUGGGCACGCGCUACUCCAGUAUCGUCAUGAUCACGCCCAACGGCGACGGGGUGUGCAUCUUGUAGAUGGAGUGAAUGCGCACCGAUAGAGGGCGACUGCGCUUUGUGAACAGAACGACAUGUGGAUAGCUUAACCCUCGCGGAUUUUGACCUUAAAAGUAAUCGA